Molecule: messenger RNA, 10847 nt
Organism: Pomacea canaliculata
Lineage: Eukaryota; Metazoa; Mollusca; Gastropoda; Architaenioglossa; Ampullariidae
Product: sprouty-related, EVH1 domain-containing protein 1-like
Biological process (GO): negative regulation of MAPK cascade; multicellular organism development
Cellular component (GO): membrane
Molecular function (GO): protein kinase binding
Source: RefSeq, a predicted model, not a curated record
GUGAUGAGAUGAUUUCCUGUCUUAUGGAAAAAUAGUUGUACAUGUGAAGAAUAUUUCUACUUUUUAGGAUACUUGUGGAUCCAUCUAUAGCCAAAUUUAAUGAAAAUGCGAAGUCGAAGAUGACAAACGAUCCUGCCAAUGAUGGGGACUACCUCGUUGAGGUGCAGGCUCAGGUGAUGACAAGGGACGAUUCCACACAAUGCUGGGUCCCAAUGGGUGGAGGGGGGCUCAGCACUGUCAAACUGUGCAAGUAUUCUCGCCUAAGCCCCUCCAACAGUGAUCUCAGAACAGAGUAUGUCAUUCAAGGGGAGCGCAUUGCAGACAAAUCAGUGGUGUUAAACUGUGUGUUGAAGAAAGACAUUCAGUACACAAAGGCAAACCCCAAGUUUCAUCACUGGAAUACUGAUGAGAAGCGCUUUGGUCUGACAUUUGAAAGAUCCGACGAUGCAAAAGCUUUUGACCAUGGCAUCCGUCACGCUGUGGCCGAUCUCAGUGAAGGCUAUACAAAUGAAGGAGAAGAAAGAGUUUUUCAGAUGGUCAACUUGCCUAUGACUAGAAAGAACAGCUCAUCACAGUCUGCAUCUACCACCUCCACCACCACAAGUAGCCCUUCGCACCACUCUCCCUCAUCAGUUGUGCCCCCUGGAACAAGUGAUCCUUUCUCUUUCUCUCAUCCUUAUCAAGCCAAUCACCAUCACCUCCACCGCAUACAUUAUAUCUCUGCUCCCCAGCACAAGCCUGUUGGCAACCAUGGAAGUAGUGGCACAACUUCAGGACGCAACGUUGACAAAGACACUGUGGGGACACUGGGAAGUAAAAAGAGUUCCCCAUGCAAAUCAGAUAGCCUUGAGAGCUGGAGUGGUGGAGAUGAUGUGUGGGUGCGAUCUGAUGAGCCCACGUCCCUCAGUGGAAAAUCGGAUAUGGGACUUUUGGAUGGUGAUGGUAAUGGUUACAAAGAUGAGCCCUAUGUGAUCUUUGCAAAGAACAAAAUAGGUGCUCCUCAUGAAUAUAGCUACCCCAGCUUGGAACCUGUUCAGAAACCUCCAGCCAAGCGAGAGAGCACAUCCACAAAAAAGCAACCCAUCACGUCUCAGCCAUACCCGCCACUUCCAAUAAAGACUAAGGAUAAAAAGCACAAAAGCGAGCAGUGCCGGAGGCUGGUCAGUCAGAAGGCAAGGUGCAAACACUGCCGUGUCAUGUUCAACGUUGAGGAAAAUCACAGAGGAAGUUGUGACAGUGCACCUGACACGGUCACACGUUGCAUCGAGUGUGUGACUUGUGUGUGGUGCACAAAAUGUUUGAUUUAUCAUUGCUUAUCAGACGCGGACGGUGAAUUUAGACACCCGUGUGAAUGCGACACCACGGACGACUCCAACUGCAAGAAGUGGACUGUACUGACAAUACUGUCAUUCUUCAUACCCUGUUUAUGGUGCUAUUUUCCUCUGCAUGCGUGCCACCGGUGCGGCACUGCCUGUGGGCUGUGUGGAGGCCGCCACAAGGCAGCAUAAUGCCUGUGUUCCUUUUUCCUAUUUUUUUUCCUACUUUUGGUUGAUCUACUUUCCCCUGUCCCCUCACCCAACAAGGAUAUGCACAAGACUCUUUUUCCAUGUCUGAGCCUUCUGGAAGCUUGUUUUUAGAGGAAGGGAGAGAACUGAAGCAAAAAAUAGUUAAUUUGCAGUGCUGUUGAUGAGUGGAGCUUUUCUGUGUUGUGAGGUAAAAUUUGCCACUGUCUUGUUCAGUGCAUUGUUGACUUUUAAUUUUGUGGAAAGUGAAGCAUUGGCAUGGCAAGACCUGGUGUUGUGGUAAACCAUACACAAAAUAUGCUUACAGAUGUCACAUCAUGCAAAAGCACUGUUCCUUUCCUCACGCAUUUCAGAAGGCUUGUUCACUUGAUUCUGGGGACACUCGAAUUCUGCACUGAUAUGCAGAACAAGUAGAGAGGUGAGGAGAAAAGGUUUCUCUUACAAAUGACUGCCUAGCACCCAUGUGCCAGAAGCCAUGUGUAACCAAUAAUGUAAGGUUCAAAAGGCUGUCAUAGUCCCAGCAUUAUCUGUCCUGCAUCAUAGACUAAAACUCUUUGACAUGUAUCAUCCUUCCCUUUCAUGUGUUUGUGAUGAUUUUGGUUGUUUUCAUACACAGUGAUAAUGUGGAGACUAGUUCCCCCAUGUGUUUUCAGCAGUCAUGCCUUCACUAUACCUUUAUUUCCGUGUUCUCUGCUUAUCCCUUUCUUUGGUUUGUACGAUAAAUAUUUAGGUCCUUUGAUUAUGGUGACUGACCAUGAUAAAAUAGUUACGUAAUUGGUUUUAGUGUUGUUUCAGACAUUUUGUUGUUGUAUGUACAUGUAUACAAUCGUAUAUAUCUUGCCAUUUACCAUCCCUCUUUGAGAGAGAUUGCUUAUUAGAUUUUCUUUUUAAUGCCAGCAUGCAUGCAUUAUUUUUCUGUUAGAAUGUUAAUUUCUGUAUGCAUGUGUGUGUGCGUGUUUCAUUUGCAAGACAGUGCACAUAACACUAUACAAUUUGUACAGUUGGGUAUCAAGAGUGUUUUAAAACCUGUUGAUCUCUUAAUGAGAGUUAUAUUUUAUAUUUUCGAAUUAUGAGAACUGCCCUUCCCUCUCUGUUCUUCAAUAUUCUCCCCAGCCACCAACCAAGUCCUCUGCCAUGCUCUUUAGCCUCACUUAUAAGAUCUCUGUCCAUUCUUUAAAAGAAAAAAAAACUUUUAGUACAGCCUUUUUUUUUUAAUUAUUUUUUUCGAAUAGAACUGUCUUUGCAUCUUAUUUUCACUCUUUUUCAGAACUUCUUAUCCCAUUCUCACUCUAGCUCCAUUUUGUUUUAUUCUGGUCAGUAUUUUUAGAGUUUCAUCUAUUGUUACAAAAGUCUGCUGGUUGUCAUGGCACUGUCAGAUCUUGGUGUUGAAAAUUAGAAUUAUGAUCCACUGUUUUAGAAACUUCACAACCUACAAGGGUGUGGGAGGUCUGCUGUCCCUCCACUGCCCAGCAGGUUUCUCCUUUGUUUUAUUAAAGACUUUAAAACAGCAUGUAUUUAACACUAGUGGCGGGGAUGUUGGUUUUCAUCCAUGUGCCACAGUCACAUUUCUCGCAAAGGGCUAAAAACUAUUUUGCAGCUGUUACUACAUAUAUACUGUUUUAUUUAAAGCCAUUCAAAUAGGCUCCAUCUGUAUAUUUUCAGACAGAUUGUUUACGAAAUAUGAAGUUGAUCAAGAGUAGAAAUUAUAAAAGAGCUGUUUUUUAUGCAUGUAUGCAUCUUUUUUUUUAAAUAUAAAUAAACGAUGCGCUCCGAGAACCUGUGCCUGUAGGCAUACCAUGUUCUCAGUAUAAUGUUUAUUUUCCGUAAAAAGUCUAGAUUGUUUUCUGUUGAUUUGGGCAUGAUGUAGAAGAAGGAUUGAUGUGUCAUGAUAAUGCUUCUAAACACCUUGCUGUAGAAGUUUUCCUCUUUUUUUGUUGUUUAUUUUAGUUGUUUUCAGAGCAGCACAUUGCUCCAGCUUUCUUCGAUUAAAACUUCAGCUGACAGUGCAAGCAUCAAAGCAAUUUGCUUAAACGGCUUUUUUGUGCCAGUUUCAUCUCAGUGUUUGUUUUAAUAUUAUUAGAACCAGUAUUUAACGCUGAGAUUUUCUGCCUCUGCCCAGUCUUUCACAAUGAGAAAGACACUGGCUGUUUAAGUGGACGUCUCUGGUAAUGAACCACCCAGCCUCUAGCUCUUUUGUUGGUAUCACCGUCCAGUCUUAGUGAAAUGUUUGACCACCGCUAUAAAUUUCAUUGGUUGUUCUUUAACUUUUCUCGUUCCUUCUUAUCCUAUCCCUCAGCCACUUCCACCAACUAUGUUCUGUGAGCAUGAAUUGCGUAUGCUUUUGUUGAUCCCUCCUCACCCACUGCUUCCAUUCCUCUUCAGCUUCAUUUUUCAGCUGUGCUUCUUUGUCACUGUUACUGGCAAUACUUUAUAUACAUGAUUUGUAUGUGAGCUUGCAUUCUGUUGCUGAUGUCCUUAUUCAGAAUGUUGAAGCAGGUUUGUUGUGAGUUUAAGAAGUUGUGAUUGUAAAGCCUGGCCUUGUGCCUGCCUGUUAUGCCAGAGGACCACAGAGCAUGUGAACUACAGGUUGUUAGUGUUUUUAGGUUGUUUUAUAACAGUCCUUUUUUACACACCAUGUAGUGUUAUGUUUUUGGUUUAAAAAAAACAAAGAUUUUACAAAGUAUGAAUUUUGUGCAAUAGUCACUAACCACAUGCUUUGAGAAAGAAUGAGUUUACAUACCAUCAUUCACUUGCGUAUGCUUUUUUUUUUUUUUACCUAAACUUUUUGGAGUGUUUACUAUUGAAAUUAAAAGCCUUAAAACAGCACUAAUGAUAAAUUAAUAUAGCUGAUGAGGGGUUGAAAAUAGUUAAAUGAGUUACAAAACAUAUUAAAGGAACUGUUAAAAGUGAGUUCUUAAAACUGCUUUAUCAGAUAAUUUUUAUGUGUGUGUGGGCGCUGGCAUGACAAAAGUACAAUUAACUCAUUAAAUUUGAGGAAAUACAGAAGCUAUCAUACAUUGUGGAAGAAGGGAAAAUAAUAAAAGGUUUAAAUAAAAAUUUCCUAUUAUGCUAUUACGUGCAUCAAUGGUGCUUUUUUAAAAUAUUUGAACCAUAAAGUAAAUUAGAUAAGUUAAAAAACUGGGUGGGACUGAUGAUUUUCUUAUAACAUGUUUUUCCUGCAAUUCACAUUGUGUGAUUAUAGCUUGAAACAAGAAAAAUAGUGUAAUUGGGCUUUUCAUAGACUAACCUGAGUCAAUAUGAAGUUUAAGGGUAUCGCAACAGAAGUUUGGUUUAAGUAGAAGAUGCUGACCUGAAGAAACAUUUCCACACAAAAUCAGUGUUGUUUAUUUACAAUCAUGUCUUUAAAAAAAAUAUGAAAGCCAUAUUUGUCUCCAUUCUAGUACGAGAGCUCUCUUUCAAUCUCUUAAGGGUGGCUUUCGAUUUGAGAAGAUAGUAUGACUGAGGAUGAAGUCAUUGAACAGUAACACCAAGUGCCACUGAAGCAACUGUUUGUUCAAUGUGACGAUCACUGUGGAAAAGAAAAAAAUUGAGUAUGAAUGUGUGUGAUAGAGAAAAAAGGAAUGUGCACACAAAUUAGGGUCAGUUUGUACUUCCAAAACACCACAGAAACAUGAAGGCCUCCUUGAACCAUCACAGAACAAUGCUUUGGACAUGAUUGUAAGUAAACUGUUGUUUUGAGUGGAAGGGAUCGAGAACUUAAGUAUCUUUCAUUAAAGCCAUCUUUUGCUUCACUUGCCUUUCCCUUUAAACUCAAAGUUGCUGCAGCUUAACAUUAAACUGUCAAAAAUUUGUUGCAAAAUUGCAUAGUGAAUUUUUAAUCUUUUCUGGAUUGACCUUAAUUCCAAUGACAAUGAAGUUCACAGACAAUGCAAUAGCAUCAAGCAUAUGCUAAUGAUGCAUGACCCAAUUAGCUUUUUAGGUGGCAGAUGAGAUUUUUACCUUUUUUUCCAAAACCAGUGAAAAUUACAGUGAUCAAACUCAUCCUGGAAAUGGAAAAGCAUUGUUCACUUAGAAUUAGCAUUUUUUAAUGAACUAGGGUUGCCCAACCUAUGGCCUGCGAAGGUGCCUCACCCGGCCCGCUCAUUUUAACCAGACACAUCAUAAUUUCAUUUUUAACAUGUUUCUGGAAAAACCAACAUGUUCUGGUCUGCGAGAUUGUACAUCAUGUCCAGUGUGGCCCUUGUGCAAAAAAGGUUGGGCACCACUGAACUAAACACAGCUUUGAAAAUGAAUAUACGCUCAGGUUAAUGUAGCAUUCAAUGUAGUAAGUGAAUUAAGAAACUGUUGUCACUUCGUUCUUAUAAUUUCAUCCUCUGUACAUGAUCAUUUCAGUUUGUGUGUGGUCAGACAUGAAUGCAUGCUAGAAUUGAAAGCACAAUGUUGCUACUUUUCCUUUUUCUGCAAUUUUUCUUAAUGUGAAAAAGUGUGACAUUUGUAAAUAUAUACAUAAAAUAUAAAACAUUUUAUCAGCAUACAACAGUACUUGUGCAUAGACAAAGCUAACUCUUGCGAAUGAGUGGAUGAACAUUUUGCACUGGACAUAAUGGUAGCACAGGAGUGGAUGCUAAAUUUUGGUUUGUAUACUCUAUUUUUCCACUUUGAUCAACCUUUGUGUUUUUGGUUUUUUUUUUUAAUUUUCUUCUUUAGUUUCAUGAUAUUGGUGUGGUUGUUUGAGAGAGUGUGGCCAACACAAGUUUUUAAUCACGAGGUGUUGACCUUUGCCAGCUAAAGAACAGAACUGUAUUCUGGUCACAUUUGAAUCCCAUUCUGUGUGUGACAAAACAUGAUUCUGUGGAGGCCACAGAUAACUUUUGACAUGUGCUUCUUAGUUAUUUAAACACUGUUAUUUGGCAAGAGUUAUGGUCCUUUUCAUGUGCAUUUGGUCGUUAAGAAUGUGUCAACUUUAUAGUUUAUACUUUUAUCGAAUUACAACUUGGUAUAUUCAGAAAUAAGUAUCAAUAUUAAAACAAAUGGUUUGGCGAUUGUGUAGGUAAUGGUGGUGUACAAUUACUUGUCAACACUGGUAGUAUGCAUUACUAUUUUUUGGGGAUUUGGGGAAAGGAAAGAAACAGUAGUGGGGGGUGGGAAUAUCUCUGUAAUGUAUUUAUAAGAACUAUAGGCAAAAAACAGAUUAAGAUUUUUAGCGAUUGUCUCUUUUGUAUUCUGCAGGAAAAUUAUGACUAGUGUGGGGCAUUUUAUGUGAUUUCUUAUUGAGAGAGCUCUUUUUUAAAAUAGAAGAUGAAACGCAUUUUGGGAAGGUGACUGGAACACUCCACUAAUAUGAGAGUGAGGAAAAUUGUCAGACACAGCAGGACAUGGUACAUAAGCAUAAUUUUCCUAAGUAUAUGAAGAUGCCUUCAACAAGGUCAUUUGCAUCAAAAGUGAGUGAAUGCUUCUCAGAAGGCUAGCAUCAUGCAUGCAGUACGAAAGGAUAUGCUGACCACAGACGACAGGUGAACUUGUGAAUUUCCUGUUUCUGCCUUGUGAGAGUGGCUGUGUCCUAAAGAGUGCUCACCAGGAUUACAAAGCAACUUCAGCAUGUUCUGACAGUUUUGCUGAGCUACUCCAUUUGGGCAGUUUGCAUCUUGAAGCACCACAUCUCCUUCAUGUGUUUAUCUGUUUGCCACUUACUGGGGUUGGGUAGUAGGGGGAGGGUGGUGAGAGGCUGGCAGUACUUCUAACAUUUUCUCCUCUUUUACCAGUCUUUGAUUUUUAUUUAUUAUUUUCAAAAAAAAGGUUGUGUCUCUUUGCACUUUUUGGAGGUUUAAUGCAAAGAAAGUUCAAAAGUUUUUUGUGAAACUAAUUUUUGUCACUGUGGUUUAAUGUCGGUUGUGUAGGACCCGCUUGUCCAUGUCAUGGCAUUUAGUCAGCGUACAACUAGAGGAAGUUAAUCAUUUUAUUUUGUAAUCAUGGAAACUGCACAGUUUUGAAAGUUGUGGGAAAGGUUUGAUUCGUGGUGUGCAGAGAGUGCGAGUGAGUAAACUUUGUGAUUUGUGGGAAUCCUUGCUGCACAUAGCAGAAAAUGGUGAGCCCAAGAGGUGAAAAGUGCGCGUGCUUUUAUUACGUGUACGCAUGCGUUUGUCCUGCCAGUGUACUGCCUGUCUGGUGUUGGCUGUUUUGUUUUGUACUGCUUUAGAGGAAACUAUAUUUCGCCCGUGGUUCAAAAAUGGUGCUUGAAGGGGGAGGGAGGGGUAAAAACAUUAAAAUAACGAACUUGAUGCCAAUGCAAAUUGAGCAAUCUGUGCGUGGGUUUUGCUCGAGCCAGGUCACACGGUUAUCGGUGAUAACAACUGAUUUCCUCCAAACAUGAUACGAAGCGUCGGUGUGAGCAAAGGGUAUAACACCAUCGCCACUGCCACUACCACCACGACCACAACCCAGCCACCCACCCCUUACCCCCCCUGAACUUCCCCUACCUCAUGUUCGCAGGAAGAAUGGGGUUGAAGAAAAAAAUCUGGUGAUGUUUUGGCAGAUGUUUCUACGUGAGCGACGCAAGGCCUCUUGCUUGCAGCUGCGCAUGUGCGUUGGGGCGGCUGCUCACCUUGUUUGCGCGCGCUUUGCGUGUCUCCCUCCCCAUCCUCCUCCUCCUCCUUCCCGUCCGCAGCACAGCGAAGACAAGUGGUGGCCACUUCCUCAUGGUCUGCACCGUGCUGGCUUGCUUGCUCGCUCGCUUGCUUACUAGUCUGCUGCUGCUUGCAUCCCUAACGUCUUGCCGCGUGCUUGGCACGCGCUUCAGACCGUUUUUUUUUUUUUUUUUGCGCGUGCGCAAGUGCGGAAUGUUGCAAGCUGUUUUAGGCCUGCCGUAUGAACGGAUGCAGCUGCAGCUGGGCUGGCAAACGAUGAUGCGAGUGAGCAGUGUUCAGUUCGCACGAUUCUGCGACAGUGUUGCGUUUCUUUGGCCGUGGCUAGAGGCAUUAUCUCUGUCUCUCAACCCCUUUCCCCUUAAAUUCCUUAUUGAUUGUUUGCUUGAGGAGUUGCGAGUUUCUUACUAAACUGUUCCUUACGAGUUGUGUAUGUAUGAAAUGUAUGUGGUUGGGUAAGUGAACUGUGUGAGCGCUGUUCACAUAAACCGUCUUUUUCUAGCCUCUGCUUAUCUCAGGACUACCGUCGCGCUGUGCAAAUGGUUGGGUAGCGUACCCGUGUACUUAUGAAUGAUGGAGCGAAACACAAAGUGUUCUUGAAAGUGUUGGAAACGUGGGGAUGAAGCUUCUAGAAUUCAGCCAUUGCUUCCACUUGUACGAGGUCGGGUCUUGCGAAGUAAAAUGUAGGUGUAGACAUUGAACUCUUGAUACAAUGGGCUUAGGCUGGCAGCCAAGUAGAACGUAUUUUUGCCUAAGGAGCUUGCACGCGGGGGAACAGAGGCGAUCUAAACAGUGUUUCGACAAAUCGAGCGUUGGUUUCGGCGAGUGUUUCGUUGUCUCUGCUGUCGCCGGUUUCCCCCGAGGUCGUCAGUGCGUCUCUCUGACUGAACAUUGUUGUUGCUGCAGUAACGGAUGGUUAAACCAAAGGAAGGGGGAAGUUGUUUUAAGGUGCACUGGAACCUUCACUGUGUAUACAGAUGAAUUCGAGUUGCUGUGGUUUAUUAUGCAUGUGACGGUUCUUCCAGACGACACGUGCACAUAGACUACAUCGAGGGUGUUUCGUGAGCUGCUUCGUGAAGUGGACGGCCUGGUGGACGGCCACCGUUCCUGACUGCCUCAAAUGGGAGGGAGCCAGCAUAGAACAACUCAGAGGACGAGGUCAACCUCCUGGAAGGUUUUGCUGUGCUGUCUGUCCUACUUGACACACACGCAAGUGAGGCUAGCUUUGCUACUAGCAGGUGUCGAGAGCUGCUCCACUGCCUACAUUUGCGUUCUUCAUUUUGCCAGCGGAAGUGACCCUGUCAGCGAAAGGUCACUGCCAGUUCUGUUGAAUAAUAAACCGGCUGGCUUACCGACGCGUCCUCUGUCAGGAGUAGUAGGUGCAUGAGGGCGGAUGGGACGUUACAGAUGAAUAAUUACUCAUUCUUCGUGCCCUCGGAUGUCUCAACUGGGCUUUGUAGGCUGAGUGUUUAUUAUUCUGAAUGUAGUGGCGAUGUCCUGAAUUAAGGACGCUCAUCGUAUUUUCAAGAGAAAAAAGUUCUCGCGAAUGAGUUAUGGACGACUGACCCCUUAACAGCUCACCCUUCCUCGUCUGAAAUCUUUUCUGCCUUUUAUUUUAACUAAUUGAAUGAAUCAGUAGUUUGCAGAUGAUGCAUGUUUGUGAACUACUUGGUGGUUUUAUUUUGAUGACCGAGUAAAAGGUGUAAUCCGUAAUCACCUUGAUUGCCACCAGGGCAGCUUCAGACCUUAUAGAACUUUGUACCAAUCGUGCAGGAAGGAAUCGUCACAGUGAUCAUACUGCUCCUCAUUCCUCUCUUUCCGCAAAUUCUCACAAAGUGUGAUCGUCUUGCUUGCCACCAUGCUCUUAAGGCUGCGAAGAUUAGGAAAAUGGAGGUCCUGCUUCAAACGGAAGCAGCUUGGGAAGGAAUGAUAUUACAGAGCUGGGGGAGAAUGUUUCAACGACCGGUUUACUUCACGGAAAUGUUACCUCGACUAGAGUGACACGGCGGUUUUGCAUUUACAAACCAGUCCUUUGAUGCCUUUCAUUGUGUAUUCCAAGAAUACCGUUUAGCUGUUGUGUCGAUUUGUAACAUGUCUUCAGUUUCAGAAUCUUGUAUGUCCUCGGCGACUGCCCAUUGCUAGUCGUUGAAUGUUAACAGUGGCUAAACUCACGGCUGGGGGUUUAUCAAGCAUCUCCAGUCUCAUGUCCGUUUGCAUUUGUACAGAGCUUAAUGCUGGAGGAUGAACGCUGCAUGCAGAGUUUGUGUGUGUGUGUGAGAGAGAGAGGUGACUGAAACAAGGAGAAUUUGCAUGCUGUUAUCUGUUUGCCUUUGUCUUAAUUUUAACUUUCACACGUUACUGUAGAUGAAUGGGGGAUGGGGCGGGGGAUGGCGAUCAAAUUAGAGCAAGUGGGUAGAAACUUGCGAAAGUGGCUUUUCUUUUGAUUAUGACUUUACUCGGAUUUGGGCAUGUUAAGAUUUGAACCAUUUUGUACAAAAGUACACGCUUGAUUAAGAAGGGUUUGUAUAUGUUUGCUCUUCGUGGAAUAACGAAAAGCUAUGUUACAAAAUGGAUUUUAACCUGCGUUCUUUUAUUAUGGUUGUCAAUGCUAUUUUCAAUCAUAGUCAGGCUUUUAAUUUUUCUAAACAUCAAAAAGCUGGCAGCUGAUUGGAAUGAUGACUGUUAUGAAACAAAUGUCAUUGAUAAACUAUUCUUAACAUAU